Messenger RNA from Hypomesus transpacificus, 1480 nucleotides. Its product is annotated as stonustoxin subunit beta-like. The annotation marks the transcript as partial. NCBI's taxonomy places the organism in Eukaryota, Metazoa, Chordata, Actinopteri, Osmeriformes, Osmeridae. The record is from RefSeq and is a predicted model, not a curated record. Gene Ontology annotation, molecular function: protein binding. The transcript has a single exon.
GUAGAUGCCUGUGAUCUCACACUGGACCCAAACACAGCUCACAGAAAACUCAUUAUGUCUGAGGACAACAGGAGGGUGGAGGUGAAGCCGUGGCCGUAUUGCAAUGAGUUUUUUGGAGAGGAGCAUCCAUAUCCUGAUCACCCAGAGAGGUUUGAUUUAGAGCAGCAGGUGCUGUGUACAGAGGGUCUGACUGGACGCCAUUACUGGGAGGUGGAGGGGCAGGUUCUGGUAGGAGUGACGUAUAGAAGCAUCAGGAGGAGAGGGAUGUGUGAUGCCUGUACACUUGGAGACAACAACAGAUCCUGGGGUCUGAGCAGGUCUCGUUUUACGUUUGGUUUUUGUCAAAGACUCUCUGUCCAUCACAAUUGUGAACAGACUUUAAUACAUUACAAGCUCCCUUCACCCAGCAGAGUAGGAGUUUACCUGGACUGGCCAGCUGGUGUUCUGUCCUUCUACAGCAUCUCCUCUGACACAAUGACCCACCUGCACACAUUCAUCACCACCUUCUCUGAGCCCCUCUACCCAGCGUUUGGGUUGCGUACAGUGGUAAUAACCUUGGGAGAUAGUUCUCCCUCCUCAAUGUACUUGUGUGUGUGUGUGGGGGAAAAAAACAUCACACACACAUCAGACCAACGCACAUGUUAAGUCACCUCAUCAUCCGGACCCUCCAGUUGCAUAUUUGUGUGCUGUCUUUCCUUCUUGCUGUGUCUCCACAACUCUGUAUUACAGUUGGUGUUGGGCUGGUCUUAGGACACCAGUAACCAUGACUACAGGUAUGGAGGUUGUCCCAGACCAGUGUAGAUGGUGAUGACCCCUCUGUAACCAUGACUACAGGUAUGUAGGUUGUCUCAGACCAGUGUAGAUGGUGAUGACCCCUUUGUAACCAUGACUACAGGUGUGUAGGUUGUCCCAGACCAGUGUAGAUGGUGAUGACCCCUCUGUAACCAUGACUACAGGUGUGUAAGUUGUCCCAGACCAGUGUAGUGUUGAUGACCACUCUGUGGUCGGGAGGAGAUGAAGGCUUCUGUUCCUUUGGCUGGACGACCGGAGACUGGUGUUCCAUGUGUGGUUGAUCUAUUGUAUGAUGAUACUGUCAACAUGUAUCUUAGGGUUGAUCUAUCGUAUGAUACUGUCAACAUGCAUCUUAGGGUUGAUCUAUUGUAUGAUACUGUCAACAUGCAUCUUAGGGUUGAUCUAUUGUAUGAUACUGUCAACAUGUAUCUUAGGGUUGAUCUAUUGUAUGAUACUGUCAACAUGCAUCUUAGGGUUGAUCUAUUGUAUGAUACUGUCAACAUGUUAAUUAGGGUUGAUCUAUUGUAUGAUACUGUCAACAUGUUACUUAGGGUUGAUCUAUUGUAUGAUACUGUCAACAUGUUACUUAGGGUUGAUCUAUUGUAUGAUACUGUCAACAUGUUACUUAGGGUAUGUGUUACUAUGAUGUAAUAUUGGGUGUCAACGUGUAUGAUACAUUAAAAAAUGC